This is a messenger RNA of Rotaria socialis, 921 nucleotides long. The record is from the annotation of a GenBank genome assembly. NCBI's taxonomy places the organism in Eukaryota, Metazoa, Rotifera, Eurotatoria, Philodinida, Philodinidae.
AUGAAUCUACUCAAUCAUGUAAACGAUUCUCUGGCUUUCUCACCAUUGACUUCCAUUACAAGUUCAUCUAUCUAUCGUCGAUUAAAUAUUAAUAAACCAAAACAACGACGACACCAAACUACGACUAUUUCAUACAUUUUAAAUAUUACGUCGCUUUCAUAUUCUACAAGUGAAAAUCAACAAGUUUCACUCGACGAACCCUAUUCGGUUAAAACAGGCAUUAAAACAGCAGCUCUUCUUGGUGGCAUCUUGGCAUGUUUUAUUUUGUAUCUUCUGUGGAAAGCCCGAACACGCAUAUGGCGUGCUAUAUCAGCACCGGAAUCGGAUAUUGACGGUGGUACUCGUUUAUCAGCAAAUAAAUUCGAUCUAGAUUAUUGGUUAAAACAAGUUGAUUUACUUGAAGCAAAAGAAGCCGAGCGUAAUCGCGGAGGUACAUUGCCCUAUCUUGAAUUACCUACCGAAGAACCACGUGACAGUCAACUAGCAACUGCUUCUUGGAUUUCCGAUGCGUAUCAUCAAUGGCGUCUUAUGCAUUUCCGAUACCAACAUCGAAUGCUUGAACAAAAGACCAAUCAAUCUACAGAAACAAAUCUGAUUCCGUAUCGACGUCGUCGACAUCUUUUACGCCGAUGUAUUCGACGUCUUCUUAUUCCAUCUCAUCAAACUCCAUCAUUUUUAGAUGAACAUUUAUCAUCGUUGAUUGCCGAUUUAAGACCAAGUAUAGUAAAUAAUAAUUUAAUUCCACCAUUAGAUACAUUAGAUAAUCCACCCCGACGAGUUGCUUCAUGGCCUCGUCUCAAAUCAACUCAACAACAGAAUGGUUCGCUGAUGACAGGAGCACAAACACGAUAUGCCAGGAAACGUCUCCUUUUACAAAAAUCAAGAACUAGUACAUUAGAUCUAUGCGAGAAAAAUUAUUAA